AUGAAAAAUAAAAAUAUUCUUCAUAAUUAUCUUCAUAAUUAUAUUAUUUGCUGUUGUGUGGAAGGAGAUGAGUAUGAUCCUACAAAUUUCCAGGAAAACCAUCCAAAGUAUAAAUCCUGUUUUGGUUAUGUACAUGUCAAAAGAAGCACCAUUAUCUUAGCCACUUUUAAAUUAUUAUUAUUAAUUGGAAUUUUGAUUUAUAAAUUCAUUUCAUCAAACGACGAACUUUUACGUUUAUUUGGCUUGUUCGGUUUCAUUGCCGCCUGUCUCAGCAAUAUUCUUCUGAUUGCUGGAGUGCAUUCGAAAAAAUAUGUUUUCCUUAUUCCGUACUUUACUGCCUGCAUUCUAUUCAUUUUCAUUCUUGUUUUACAACUAUUCUACAGCUUUCUUGAUACAGCAAAUCUUAAGAAUAGCUUAGAGCCUGAUAUCGUUAUUUGGAAUCUGAGCUUGCUAGCGAUCACCAUAUUUGAAGUUUAUACUUUGAUAGUUGUAUGGAGAGUGUUCGUGUACAUAUGCGACUAUAGUAUGGACUGCAGAUUACGAAGAAUUAAUUAUUCAACGGAAGAGGCCACCUCAGAAUGUAAUCAUUUGUUCGGGACAACUAAUCGCAUAACUGUCGGCAAUGAUGAGACUGACAGCAGUGAAGGCGAAUAA
Auanema sp. JU1783 is the source of this 654-nucleotide messenger RNA. The record is from the annotation of a GenBank genome assembly. Lineage: Eukaryota; Metazoa; Nematoda; Chromadorea; Rhabditida; Rhabditidae.